Molecule: messenger RNA, 822 nt
Organism: Aspergillus nomiae NRRL 13137
Lineage: Eukaryota; Fungi; Ascomycota; Eurotiomycetes; Eurotiales; Aspergillaceae
Product: ADP-ribosylglycohydrolase family protein
Exons: 4
Coding region: 1-822 (273 amino acids)
Source: RefSeq, a predicted model, not a curated record
AUGGACCCAGGCAGCUUCGAGCCCAUCACCGGCCUCGAAUACGUGAAACCGUUUAGCCAGCCCGCAGGAUCCUACUCCGACGACGGCUCCAUGACUCUAGCCCUAGCGCAGUCCAUCAUCGAUUCCCAAGGCAAAUACAACCACGCCUUGUCCAUCCAGUAUUUCGUAGACUGGUUCUCCGCCGGCCGAUUCAGCACGAUCAACCACGCCUGGGACGUGGGUCGCUCGACGCGCUCUGCCCUCCAGAGCUGGCGGAAACGGGGCACGGAGGAUCUCCAACGUACCCAGGACGUAGUCAAUCGAAAGCUGGAUGUGGAGCAAUCCUCAGGGAACGGAAGCUUGAUGAGAAUCGCCCCCAUUGGACUGGCUCUGUGGCGCGAUCAGGGGGAAGCGACAAGAGUAGCUAGAGAGCAGAGUCGGGUUACGCAUCCUGCGCUGGCGUGUUUGGAGGCGUGUGAGGUACAGACGCUUUUGAUUUGUGGGGUUUUGCGUGGCGAGAGCAAAGAGCAGCUUUGCGAUAGAAUCAAAGGGUACAAGUUCACUCACGAUGCCCUUACACAGCGACUCUCGCGCUACAAGACAAUUUCCGACUGGCAAGCCAAAUCGGCCCCGGACAUGCACAGCAGCGGAUGGGUCGUGGACACGCUCGAAGUGGCCCUGUGGGGAUUUUUCAAGUUUGAUAGCUGGGCUGCGGGCGCACUGGCGGUGGCAAACCUAGGGGGCGACGCCGACACGGCGGCGGCAGUUUACGGGAAUAAGGAGUUCAUUGCGGAGGUUGCUGGGAAGCUGGCGGAGUUUGUUUCCAGCGGGGUUUCGAAUUGA